AUGGCGCCCAACGACAAAGCGGGCCGGGUUGUUUUCAUCGGGAACAUUCCCUACGGCGGCACUGAGGAGCUCAUUAUCGAAACACUGGGGCGCGUCGGACAGGUCAAUAACUUUCGCUUGGUCUACGACAAGGAAACAGGCCGACCCAAGGGCUUUGGUUUCGCAGAAUUCGCCGAUGCCGACGCAGCAGCCUCCGCCGUGCGCAACCUUAACGAUUAUGAUCUGAUGGGAAGGAAACUGAGGGUCGACUGGUCAAACGAGAGCGGUUCUGGUGACAACGCGCCCUCGACUCGAGACGCCCAACCACCCAUGAACGGACAAGCACCAGCCCCAGCACCGGCGCAACAGUCGAGUGCCCUGGGCCCUCUCCCGCCUGGCGUCGAACUGCCACCCACGCUCACCUGCCCCGACGCCAUUUCGCGCACGCUCUCUACACUGCCUCCAGAGCAGCUCCUCGACAUUCUCUCCCAGAUGAAGGGCCUGGUCAUGACGGAUCCCUCCAAGGCCACGGAGCUGCUGCGACAGGCCCCCCAGCUUGCCUACGCCAUCUUUCAGUCGCUCCUUCUUCUGCAGCUUGUCGACCCGCAGAUUCUCGGUUCGCUCGUCGAGACAUCGGCUGCUCCUGCUCCGGUCGCGCAAGCCCCGCCGGUACAACAGCAACUUCCGCCAGUUGCCCGACCGCCGGUAAACUACCCCGUAUACCCACCGCAGCCUGUCCCUACACCGCAGCAGGUCCAACAAUCCACACCGCAGCCAUACGCACAAGCUCCUCCACAACAGCAACAGCAGCCGCCUGCUAUGGACCAGUCAGCUUUGUAUGCCCAGGUCAUGGCUUUGACGCCCCAGCAGAUUGACCAGUUGACGCCCGAGUACCGCGCGCAGAUUAUGCAGAUUCGACAGAUGUUAAUGUCUGGCGGACGGCCGUAG
Molecule: messenger RNA, 927 nt
Organism: Cucurbitaria berberidis CBS 394.84
Lineage: Eukaryota; Fungi; Ascomycota; Dothideomycetes; Pleosporales; Cucurbitariaceae
Exons: 2
Coding region: 1-927 (308 amino acids)
Biological process (GO): mRNA 3'-end processing
Cellular component (GO): mRNA cleavage and polyadenylation specificity factor complex
Molecular function (GO): mRNA binding
Source: RefSeq, a predicted model, not a curated record